Acipenser ruthenus (sterlet) is the source of this 1996-nucleotide messenger RNA. RefSeq lists its product as uncharacterized. Bases 94 to 1227 code for a protein of 377 amino acids. The record is from RefSeq and is a predicted model, not a curated record. The transcript has 14 exons. Lineage: Eukaryota; Metazoa; Chordata; Actinopteri; Acipenseriformes; Acipenseridae.
UUACAAUAUGAAGAUGUUUUUCAAAAGAAGAGUUGGAACGUCAGCAAACACAAUGAGGCUGGAAACAAUAGCAAUACUUUUACUUACAGCAGAAUGAUAAUGGACUUCAAAGAAACCCUGAGAGAUGAGGAUUCACAGGAUUUCAAAGACUUAAGUGAUAAAGUUAGCAGAGAUCUAUAUAAAGUUUACAUAGGGCAGUAUCCUGAUUUCCUCAGAGCACUGGUUAGAAGUUUCAGGCCGGGAUCAGUCAUCCCAGAAGUAGAUCUGGAAUUCAAAGCCAAUUCCACGACCCCAAGCAAUACCGACAUCGUCAGAGCUCUCUACACAGCAGUGACUGGAUCAGGAAAUCUGGGAGACCUAGUAUUGGACAAAACAAGCAUUACAUCGAACACUGCUAGUGUGAAUACACUGCCUCCACUCAGGAUUGUUACAGAAUUUCUCCUUACAGACGGCUUUACACCAGGACUGUCCAGUAGCAUAUCUGCAGAAUCAAUUCAACUUAAUGAUAAAAUCAAUAAUUGGUUGAAACCUAUCCUUGAAACAUAUUAUGGUCAAACAAUGGUGAAUUCAGCCUUUGCAAACUUCAGCAACUCUGAUAAUUGGAUCCAGACCAAGGUGGAAUAUCAAUUCAGCACGCCCAUAAUUGUGAACCCAACCAAGAUAAUUGAUGGUAUCCUUGCAAGCACAAGUCCUGUACGCUAUGUGAGAGGCACCCUGAAAGUCAAUGAAAAUCAAGCACAAUUUCAGAUGUUCCCGUUUAGUUUGAGAAUACUGAACAAAGACUUCUCUGAUGGCCUAUCUAACAGAGGCUCCACAGAGUUUAAAGAGCUCAGCACACAAGUCACAACCUCGAUAAAGAAGCUUUUUGGGAAUGAGAAAGGAUUUUCAGAAGUCUAUGUAACGAAACUCACGAAAGGCUCGGUUGUUGCCAGUACAGAGGUGACCUUCUCCCCAGGAUCUACCUCACCAAGCAGGGUGUCUCAGAUCCUACUUAAUGGGAUCCCCUCUCUGGAAACAGAAGGCUUGAAAAUAGACUCCACUUCCAUUAACCCGCCAGCGCCACCCACUCCCAGACCCUUCCCUGGGUUUGCUGUUGCCAUCAUUGUACUGUGUGGCCUGGCCAUCCUCAUUAUCCCAAUACUCAUUAUUGUGGCCUUGAAGACAGGGCUGUUCAAGAAGCUAGCACAAGCUUUCUCUCUGAGGUCACCAGAUUAUUAUGACUUCUAAACUGCUCACUCUUUUGGGGCAAUUCAUGUAUAUGCAGUAUCAGAAAAAUGGGACCAGGAAGCAAAAUGUUAAUGGAAACUGAAAGCAACUGAAUUUCUCAUUUUUUACAAUAUACACAGUAAUUAUUUGUUUGUAAUUUAUAUAUAUAUAUAUAUAUCAUGCUUGAAUGGGUGGAAUCUACACACUCUUUGUGACCUAAUUCAGAUUAAUAUAUAUUUUUUUAACCUAGUUUUUAUUUUACCCUUGAAAAACAAACUCAUUUUGGUCUGAAUGGCUUAACGGGCAUAGCAACAAAAGAGAAAGAAAGUGUAAUAAUAAAAGCCACAGCACAGAACAGUGGAGAGCAGUUCUGUGUAUGAACACAGAGUACUAAUGAUCCCCUGGAAGAGUUAUCUGAGGCUAGGCCAAAUACAACCAAAACACACAUUUCAAACCUGAAAGGGUUUAAUAGAAAGAAGAUUCCAUUGAAAAUGAAUGUGUAUCCAUUUAAACAGUUUGGAAUGGUUCCCGUAGUGGUUGUGUAGAAAGCCUGUUUCUUUUGCUCUUCACACUUCCAGAGUGUGCUCUGUUUCUGUAGUCAUGCUGUCUUUCUUCCCUGUUGGGAUUUUGUGUAUGAAAAGGUAUUAUAUAAUUGUUUAGAAGACAGCGAUAGUACAUUAAAUAUCUUUGAACAAAAACUAAUGUACCAUAUUUGUGUAUGUAAAUGUAUGAUCAUUUGAAUUCUAUAGCAAAUAAACUAUGUAAUAUAUAAAUUGAUGUUUGUUGUUAU